AAUCAAGAUUUUCCAGGAAAUCGGCUUUUCGGCCAACGAGAUCGUCGAAAUGAUCUCGAAAGAGCCCUCGAUUCUGCAUUCGAGCGCGGAUAAGAGGGUCAUUCCCUCGUUGUCUAUUCUGAAAGGCUUGCUUGGGUCCACUGCCGAAGUGGCCAAGUUUUUGAGGGUUAGUGGCUGGUAUUUAAAAACGGAUCUCGAUAAAACUUUGGUGCCGAAUAUGAAUUUCUUGAUAAGCUGCGGCAUUCCCACGGAGAAGAUCAUUUGGCUUAUGUAUUAUUUCCCGAGGUUUCUUCUGCAGAAGCCGGAAAAUAUGGAGAAAUUCGUUGCUAGGGCUGAUCAGUUGGGGGCAAAUCGGAGUUCCAAAAUGUUCGUUCAUUCAGUUCGUGCAGUUAGUUCGAUGAACAACGACACGUGGGAGCACAAGCUGAAGGCCUUUCGAGAUUUAGGGUUCUCGGAAGAAGGUAUAGUGAGGCUUUUUAGGGUUGAACCGCUGCUGUUUUGCAUAUCGGAGGAGAAAAUUAGGAAGCUUGAAAGGUUUCUUCUUGCCACCGGAAAAUACGAUCUUUCGUGCAUUGUGAAAAAUCCAACUUCGCUGACUCGCAGUAUCGAGAAGAGGUAUGAGCCACGGUUUCAAGUUUUGGAAAUUUUGGAACGCAAAAAUCUGAUAAAGAAUUGGCCUAGCUUUUCGGCUCUGUACAAAAUGACGGACAAUAAGUUUUUCGAGAAAUUUGUCGGCCCUCAUUACAAUGAAGUUGGUGAAGCUUAUAUGAAAAAAUGCGUGCUUGCUCGGAAAAAAGAGGUCGACUCUGUAGCAAGAUUGGAUUAAAGUCAUUUAGCUAAGAGGUUGACAGGUCAUCGGCUAAUUUUGUAGCAGCUAGAGGAAGCUUAUCGAACGAGCAAAGGUUGCAGAAAACGGUACGACCCUGCCCGUUUCGUCACGACCCGUUUUCCAUUCGGGGACAUACGUCGUUCAGGUCCCGAAAGAUCAAAUCUACCGGGUCCCACCGCCCGAGAACGCCAUCAUGUUAGAGCAGCGCAAUCUGAAAAAUCAGGAUAAACAGAAGAGAUCUUCUUGCUGUUUCUGUUCUUGCCAUUCUUGUAUAUUUAAGCUGUUUAGAGGUAAUAAAUCUGGAUAAAUCAAAU
Messenger RNA from Erythranthe guttata (spotted monkey flower), 1143 nucleotides. NCBI's taxonomy places the organism in Eukaryota, Viridiplantae, Streptophyta, Magnoliopsida, Lamiales, Phrymaceae. The record is from RefSeq and is a predicted model, not a curated record.